Fusarium proliferatum ET1 is the source of this 1425-nucleotide messenger RNA. RefSeq lists its product as uncharacterized. The record is from RefSeq and is a predicted model, not a curated record. The transcript has 4 exons. Gene Ontology annotation, biological process: amino acid transmembrane transport. The coding region runs from base 1 to 1425 and encodes 474 amino acids. Lineage: Eukaryota; Fungi; Ascomycota; Sordariomycetes; Hypocreales; Nectriaceae. Gene Ontology annotation, cellular component: vacuolar membrane. Gene Ontology annotation, molecular function: amino acid transmembrane transporter activity.
AUGGCAUCUCCAACCGUCUCUUCCAUGGACCAGUACACAUCUCCCUCCAAAAACGAGAAGAUCUCACCGCAUGAUGGUGAGGCCGGCGUCUCUGAUACCGAGAAGGGAGAGUCUCGGGAGGUCUUUCAGGAGAAUGUCGACGGCGUUGAGUUCAGAACUGUCAGUUGGCAGCGAGCCACUGUGGUCUUUCUCAAGAUCAACUUUGCGAUGAGUAUCCUUGCUAUCCCUGGCGCUCUUGGUGCGCUGGGCUCGGUUGGAGGAUCUCUGUGCAUCGUUGGCUAUACUUCGCUCAACGUUUAUACUGCUCUUGUUCUUGGUGACUUCAAGCACAACCAUACCGAAUGCCACACAUUGGCUGAUAUGAUGGGCCUCAUCUGGGGUCGCUGGGGUCGUGAACUUGUUGGUGUCCAGAUCAUCGUCGCCCAGGUUCUCAUCUCUGCCGGCGGCAUAGUCACGUCAGCUAUCGGCCUCAAUGCACUGUCAGAUCACGGGACAUGCACCGUCGUAUUCGCCCUCGUCUCCGCCAUCCUCAUCACACUCUUCUCUUCGAUACGCACAUUUGCUCGUCUGGGCUGGCUGACCUGGUUCGGCUUCAUCACAUUCGUUCUUGGGGUGUUCAUCUUUGUCGUCGCUGUGACGCAGGUCGACAGACCAGCUGCCGCUCCCAAGACCGGCGACUUUGAUCUCGGUUGGGCGCCGAUCGCGUAUCCUAGCUUUGUUGUUGGUAUGAUCAAUGCUACCAAUAUUUUCAUCAGCACCUGCGGCUCUUCCAUGUUCUUGCCCGUUAUAUCUGAGAUGAAGAGACCGCAUGACUAUCGCAAGGCUUGCCUUGUGGCUGGCUUCAUCGUUGGGGCCAUGUAUCUUUCUUUCAGUCUCGUCAUUUACAGAUGGUGCGGAACUUGGAUCUCAACGCCAGCUUUUGGCAGCGCCGGUCCCCUUAUCAAGAAGGUCGCAUACGGAGUCUCUUUACCUGGACUUAUUCUUGGCGUUGGUAUCUAUCAACAUGUCGCUGCCAAAUAUGCCUUUGUCCGCAUAUUGCGUGAUUCUGAGCACCUGCAGGCCAAUACCUUCACUCACUGGGGCACUUGGCUCGGUAUCAAUCUGGCCCUGGGAACUGCAGCCUUCAUCGUGGCUGAGGCGGUGCCCAUCUUGAACUAUCUUCUCGGCUUGGCCGGUUCUCUUUGCUUUGCGCCAUUCAGCCUGGUGUUUCCUGCGCUACUGUGGAUGUAUGACUUCAAGAGCUACAAGACUGGCACGUUGGGUCAGAAGAUCAAGUACGCCUUGCAUAUACUCAUCAUGAUUCUUGGCUUUUAUAUGAUCGUCGCUGGCACCUACUCCGUUGGCGUUUUGAUCAAGGAGGCAUUUGACACUGGGGCGAUUGCCAAGGUCUUUGACUGUGCGGACAAUUCGGGUUUCGUCCAGUAA